Molecule: messenger RNA, 2740 nt
Organism: Schistosoma curassoni
Lineage: Eukaryota; Metazoa; Platyhelminthes; Trematoda; Strigeidida; Schistosomatidae
Source: the annotation of a GenBank genome assembly
AUGAAUAUGCUGAUCAAUUUGACGUCUUCUUCCUCUUCUCCUUCCUCUUCUUCUUCUUCUUCUAAUGAUUAUAUCAAUGAUGUCAAAUUAAAUGAUAAUGGUGAAGUGAUCUUAAAACGUCGUGAAUAUUCAAAUACUAAAUGUUUAUAUUAUUUAUUUACUGAAUUCUUUCAAAAUACAACUGUUUAUCUAUAUGUCAUGACAUUUUUAUUUUGUGGUUUAUUUUGUUUAUCUAUAUUAUUCAUUAUAAGUUAUAUAAUAAUUAAUAAUUUAAUCAUUAUUCUAUUAAAUACUUUCAAUAUAUAUAUCAUCAAUAAUUAUAAAUUAUCAAUAAUCAAUAUAAAUUCAAUAAAUGAAUUUCAAUAUUCAAUUAUUAUUAUUUUAUUUAUUCUAUAUAUAAUUUAUUGGUUAUGGGAUUGGAAUUCAGAAAAUCAUGGUGGACAUCCAAAACAAUUUAUACGUUAUUUAAAAAUAUGGGAAUAUUUAGCAGAUUAUUUUCCAAUACAUUUAGUAAUUAGUAAAGAAUUUAUUAAAUUUAAUAAAAUUCAUAAUCAUCAUAUUAAACAUCAUUCUUAUUUUAUGAAUUCUAUUAUGAAUAAUGAAGAUUAUAAAAAUGAUGAUGAUUUUGAUAAUGAAUUAAUGAAAGAAAAUUUAUCUAUGGAUGUUAAUUAUUUGGUUGGAUUUCAUCCACAUGGAAUACUUGCUACAGGAGCAUUUAUUAAUUUUGCUACAGAAGCUACUGGUUUUUCAAAAGUAUUUCCUAGAUUUAAGCCAUAUUUAGCUAUAUUAAAAGCUCAUUUUAUAGCACCAUUUUAUCGAGAUUUUCUAAUGUUAUUCGGAAUGAUUGCUGCUACUAAGAAAGGAUUACAUUACCUUUUGGAUAAGAAUAGUUGCAAACAAACAGGGAAUUUUGUCGUUGUCGUUCUUGGUGGGGCUUCCGAAGCCUUAGAUUCAAGACCUGGAACAUAUGUGAUGCACAUUAAUCAACGUUUUGGUUUUUUCAAGUUGGCCUUACAAACUGGAUCAUAUUUGGUACCGUGUAUAUCAUUUGGUGAACAAAGCUUAUAUCAUCAAGUUCCAAAUGAAAAAGGAUCAUGGAUACGAUGGCUACAGGAUAAAUUUACGUCGAUUUCUACCGUUGCACUGCCUAUUUUCUAUGCUCGUGGUCCCUUUCCGUAUCGUAAACCAGUCUAUACUGUAGUUGGUGCUCCAAUUCAAUGCGAAAAAAUAAAUGAACCCACAGACGAACAGGUCGCACAUAUUAAACAAAUUUAUAUAGAAAAGCUCCAAACACUAUUUGAAGAUUACAAGGUAAUUUAUGAUCCAGAAGCUAAUGAUAUUGAAUUUGUAUAAAUGAAAAACUUAUGUAUUUUUGAUUCAUUUAUCAAACUAUCGUAAUCAUGUAUUGAAGCAUUGAAUGGAAAAAGUUAAGAAUCACUAUUUCUUGAAUAGUACAUUUUUAAAGAUCACCAUUGAAUUGUAUCUUUAUUGGAAAUUUUCUCUUAGUUAACUACAAUACUUACUAAAAGUGUUUAUCAUCUUUUAAAAUCGUAGUAGAGGAAAUGUUACAUAGACAAAAUAGCCACUUUAUAAAAUAUUGGGAAGCUCAUCUAUAUUAUAUAUGUUUCAAGUACUAUUGUUUCUCUACACCAACCAAUAAUAACAAUGAUUAUCUUUCACAUAUUUUUUAUUAUCAUACAAAUUCAUUACAAUACUUCCUUCAUGAUCGUAAUAGUCAUGGUAUAAGUGAUUUGUUUCACACACUCAAUUGGUGUUAUGCAAACAGCAUAAACGUUACAUUUUAAUCUUAUGACUAGGACAGAGAUUAAAUGGCGAGAAGACAAUAAGAUAAACCUAAAUUGCAUAACUUCAAUUUCUAGUCACAGUACUCACAAAUGAAAACUAACUAAAUGAAAGAAAAUUUAACUUUUUAACUGCAUUCGUCAAAAUAAUUACGACAAAUUAAAAAUCAUUCCUCCAUCUAAUCAAAUAAUAUUCAAAUCAGGAUGAAUAGAUUUUUGAACAUCAUGGAACAACCGAAAUAAUGUCAAUUAACCAAUCUUUAAUAAGUUCUAUUCCAUAAAGUGGUCAAUAAUCAUAUUUCAAACGAUACUGUCGAUAAAUUCACUUAGUAUUGUUUAAAUGAAUCUUCCGAUUGAUGUUUAGGAUUGCGAUUGACGCCAGUCUCAUCCGUCAGGCCUUUCUGAGCAUUGUCGAUGAUAAAUCUCUUGGAUUCAUUUAAAAUGGACAUUACAUUGCUAUUGUAUUCGUCUCUGUUUAGGAUAAUUACACUGGAAUCCUUGCUUGAUCGAAUUAACAUUAGUAUUUUGUACUUCAUAAGUUUUCCCAAUGCUUGAUGAUGGACUUUAGUCAACACUUAGACUGUGGAACUGGUGUUGUAAUGUACUGAUUUGUAAUAUUCACUCAUUUCCAUUUCAACCAACUUUGUAUUUCAUCAUUCAUAGGUUUUAGGUCUGAUAUAAAUACUGAAAUUGAGUUUCAGUUUCGAUUCUCUUGCAUUUUUUCCAGAAUAUUAAAUUUAAAUCUGAGGGAGAAUUUCUGUUACAAUUAAACCUAAUUUUUUAGUCGAUAAAUUCUGCAUACAUUUUUCCGGAUUAAUAGGAAAGACGUUAUGUUUUCGUUCUUUUACAUGUGUUUUGGUUAAUAUCUUUAAAAACUCAAAAGCCCAUUAUUAUAAUUUAAUGUACAAUAUUUAAAUCCGUAACAAUUUUAUCAAAAA